Amblyraja radiata (thorny skate) is the source of this 5537-nucleotide messenger RNA. RefSeq names its product phosphodiesterase 5A, cGMP-specific, b (gene pde5ab). Lineage: Eukaryota; Metazoa; Chordata; Chondrichthyes; Rajiformes; Rajidae. The transcript is spliced from 21 exons. Gene Ontology annotation, molecular function: protein binding; 3',5'-cyclic-nucleotide phosphodiesterase activity. The record is from RefSeq and is a predicted model, not a curated record. Bases 315 to 2849 code for a protein of 844 amino acids. Gene Ontology annotation, biological process: signal transduction.
CGGCGGCUGCUCCGGACGCGAAAGGGUGGAUGCCCUGGGGAGGAGUGGAGGGGAGGGCAGCUGGUGGGUGGGGAGUCCCGAGGAGAAGAGUGACAGUCUCGGGGGAAAUGGUUGCAAACCCGGGGAGAACGGCGAGAGAGAGAGGGAGUGUGUGUGAGUGAUAGUGCGGCAGGGCAAUGAGGGUGCGGGGGAAAGAGCGCCGGGGAGAGCGGUAGACCCAGAGCAACAAGGCGGGCGGUGCAAGUUGCACACCCGGCGGGAGCAGUCGGUGCGAGAGUGACACUUGAAGGAGUGCAAUAGGGCUGAACUGGACCAUGGCGACGUACAGCCCCACCGACUACGAGCGCACGGAGGCUUGGCUCGAUGAUAAUUUGGACUUUGCACAUUCAUACUUCGUUCGGAAGGCGACCAGGGAAAUGGUCAACGCAUGGUUUGCUGAAAGAGUGCACACUUCAAAUGAAACGGCGAGGGAUUUAAACUCCGUGCAUCACAAGGCCUGGCCGGAGAUUCUAACCCCAGGGACUCCUACCAGAAAAAUCUCAGCUUCCGAAUUCGACAGACCUCUCAGACCCAUUCUUGUUAAGGAUUCUGAAGGGGCGUUAACAUUUGUCUUUGAUUCCGACAAGAAGGAUCAUAUGCCGUUAAAAGUUCAUAAAUCUGGCUGUGAGGCCACACCAGUCAAUGAUCAGUGCUCCAGACUUUUAGAGCUUGUCAAAGACAUCUCCAGCCAUUUAGAUGUUGCAGCACUCUGCCACAAAAUCUUUCUCCACAUUAACGAAGUGAUUGAGGCUGACAGGUAUUCGCUUUUCCUGGUGCACGAGGACAGCUCAAAUGAAAGGUUUCUUGUCAGUACACUCUUUGAUGUUGCAGAGGGAUCCACCCCCGAAGAGGCUUCAAACAACUGCAUUCGGUUAGAAUGGAACAAAGGGAUUGUAGGAUACGUGGCAGCUACUGGGGAACCACUGAAUAUUAAAGAUGCAUAUAAGGACUCCAGGUUCAAUGCCGAAGUCGACCAGUUCACAGGGUAUAAGACACAGAGUAUUCUCUCCAUGCCAAUAAAGAACCACGAAGGGGAGGUAGUUGGUGUUGCCCAGGCAAUCAACAAGAAAUGUGGAACUCACGAAACAUUUACCAAAAAUGACGAAAAAGAUUUUGCUGCCUAUUUGACAUUUUGCGGGAUUGUCCUCCACAACGCAAAAGUAUACGAGACUUCAUUGCUUGAAAACAGACGCAACCAGGUUUUACUUGAUCUUGCAACUCUGAUAUUUGAAGAGCAACAUUCCUUGGAAGUAAUUUUGAAGAAGAUUGCAGCAACUAUCCUGUCAUUCAUGCAGGCUCAGAGCUGUACCAUCUUCAUUGUGGAUGACAACUCCUCUGAUUCAUUUUCCAGUGUCUUUCACAUGAAUUCGGUGGAGCUAGAAGAUCCAGCAGAGUUCCAGAGGAGCAGGAACUAUGAUGUAACCAAAAUCAACUAUAUGUUUGCAAAGUAUGCAAAAAACACCAUGGAAACAUUGAAUAUUACAGAUCUUUGCAAGGACACGAGGUUCAUGUGGACAAAUGAAAAUGCAGAAAAUACAAACAAGCAAAUAAAAAGCUUGCUCUGCACCCCAAUUAAAAAUGGAAAGAAGAAUAAAGUCAUAGGUGUCUGCCAGUUAAUGAACAAAAUGGGUGAAACCUUUGACAAAAUCAAGGCCUUCAAUAAAAAUGAUGAACAAUUUUUGGAAGCAUUUGCCAUUUUUUGUGGUCUGGGCAUACAGAACACUCAAAUGUAUGAAGCUGUUGAAGUGGCAAUGGCAAAACAGGUUGUGACACUUGAGGUACUUUCAUAUCAUGCAUCUGCCACUGAAAAUGAAACUGAGGAGCUUCAGGUCACAGCGGUCAAGACGGUUCCUUCUGCUCAUUCACUUAAGCUACUAGAUUUUAGCUUCAGUGAUUUCGAGUUGUCUGAAGUUGAGACAACAUUGGCUGCCAUCCGGAUGUUCACUGACCUGAAUUUUGUACAGAAUUUCCAGAUGAAAAAUGAGGUUCUUUGCCGCUGGAUUUUAAGUGUUAAAAAGAAUUAUCGAAGGCAUGUAGCAUAUCACAAUUGGAGGCAUGCGUUCAAUACGGCUCAAUGUAUGUUUGCGCUGCUGAAGUCUGGCAGGAUUCAGAACAAGUUAACAGAUCUAGAGAUUUUAGCUCUCCUCAUAGCAACACUGAGUCAUGAUCUGGAUCACAGGGGAGUGAAUAAUGCUUUCAUAAAGAGGAGUGAGCACCCACUGGCUCAGCUUUACUGUCAUUCCAUGAUGGAGCAUCACCAUUUUGACCAGUGCGUCAUGAUACUCAACACUCCAGGAAACCAAAUUCUGAGUGGCCUUUCUCUGGAUGAAUAUAAAACUACCCUGAAAAUGGUUGAGCAGGCAAUUCUUGCUACAGACCUAGCAGUCUACAUGAAGAGAAGAGAAGAAUUUUUUGAGCUGGUGAAAACCAAUCGAUUUGACUGGGAAGAUAAAAGUCAUAAAGAACUGGUAAUGGCAAUGUUGAUGACAGCUUGUGAUGUGUCUGCAAUAACCAAACCUUGGCCUGUUCAACAAAAGACUGCUGAGCUCGUGGCAACAGAAUUCUUUCAACAAGGUGACAAAGAAAGAGAAGAGUUGAACAUUGAGCCCAUUGAUUUAAUGAACAGAGAAAAACGUGAUCAAAUCCCCAGCAUGCAGGUUGGAUUCAUUGACGCAAUCUGCAUUCAACUAUAUGAGGCUCUGGCAACAAUUUCUGAAGCUUGUCUCCCAUUGCUUGAAGGCUGCAGGAAUAACAGAAAGAACUGGGAAAUGCUAGCUGCACAAAACCUGGUGAAUGGAGAAAAGAAGUAACUGCAGAUGUUGGUUUAAAACGAAGAAAGACAAAAAGCUGGAGUAACUCAGCGGGACAGGCAGCAUCUCUGGAUUUCGCGUCAAGACCCUUCGUCAACCAUUAUGGUUUCGGGUCCAGAGAUGCUGCCUGUCCCGCUGAGUUACUCCAGCAUUUUGUGUCUUUCUUAAUUAUCUACAGUAUUUGAUGGCCUAUUGCGAAAGCUAAAGUUCAGUGAGAAAUAGGAGUUAGCCUGGAGUAAAGUCUAGUAAAUAUUUAGAGUACUUCAACAUCUUACUGGUGGUGUUAUAUCCAAUCUCACACUGACAUAUGCUCUUAUUUUCAAUUUAUUUUCUAUCACUUGUAUGAUUACAAAAUAACCUCCAUCUUUCUGAAUGUACCUGUUGGUUGCUGAUGAAUUAAAUAAAUAAGCAACCAUGUCUUUUUACACCUUAAAAAAGCCAACUUACCACAUUGACCCAAUAUUUUCAUGUAGCAGGCAUAUUGUCAAUGCUGAGUUUUUUUAUUAAUGUAUAGGUCAAACACAAAUACACUGGUCAAGGAUUACUCAUAAUAAUCAUGAUAAUAUGACACAUAUUUGCACAAUGAUUAAUCAUUUUUCUAACUAACUGGUUCAUUAUGGUUAUUUCAAUGGUUUGAUUACUGCACAUGCACAGAAUUCUUGUGGCGUUUUCACUGCAUAUAUGAAUAUGCAAUUUAUAUUUGAUGCUUACUUCCGAGGAAUAAAAGGAAAAAGUAGCAGUGUGGCCUAGAAUGUAUGUUUACACAGAUAAGAGCACCUUUACUUGUUAACCAAUUCAUUGGCUCCUUUGAACAUGUUCUCAUUUUAUUUAAAAAUAUCAAGAUUAUGGUACACAAAAUGAUAUUUAUCUUUUGAUCUUGCAUGACAGGGGAAAGUAAAAGUGUGUGAAGCCACAUUUUACGGCAUUUCUAGUAUGUUUUAUAUUGAAUAGCAUGUUAUCACUUUCAGAGUAUAUAUAUUAAUGUUUGCUGCGUGAAUGUAAGUCAGGAGCAAAAGAGCAUAAACAAUUUAUUUUGUAUGUUGUAGCCAUUGAUAUUGUUGGAGAUACUUUUGCUCAGUGUUGGCACAUAUUUAGUUAUUAAUGCAAAUUUAUGACAGAUGUUAAAAUAGUUUGAGCACAAGUUCACUAGUACUGUGCACCUGGUUUUGUGACUUUAUUCCCAUCCCAGGCUCCCUUCAAUUGUGGUUUCCCUCUGGAAACAAGACUGGUAAAAUCACAAAUUCCUUUUUUAUAAAUUGUGACCCAACUAAUCACCCAUGUUUACAUUAUAAAUCUGCACCUACCUGCAAUCAUUAGUUUUGUUUGCCAGUGAUAACAUUCACAUCAGCUAGGACUCCUAAAAUUGUUAAGUAGGGUCAAUUUCUAGACAACUUUCAUAAUUCUUAAUGGAUAAGACCACCUUUACUGGCUAGUAACUUUCCAGAGAUACAAACCUGUUGUUAAAUAUGUAAGCUUGGGGACAGAAAGGCAUUAAUUAAUAUAAAUGUUGAUGCAUGGAGUACUCUUUUGUUUUAAAGAAGUUAAUACAAAGCAGAAGCCUACUGUGCUACACCAUCCUUCAUAACCAUGUCAGUCUGAAUUGCCAAAGAUGAAGAGUUUCUUAGUUUAGAUAAAACACCAGGAUUAUAGAAUUACUAAAAUGUGAAUAGUGCAAUGAUUGUGUGAAGUAGCGCCCUUGCUAAUACUUAAAGUGACAUCUCUGCUCAAAACCAAGAUAUAAAACAUGGUCUGAAGAAGGGUCUCGAACCAAAAUGUCACCAAUACCUUCUCUCCAGAGAUGGUGCCCGUUGCUCCAGCAUUUUGUAUCUAUAUUCAGUUUAAACCAGAAUCUGCACUUCCUUCCUACAUAUAAAACGUGUCUAUCCCUAUUCAUAAUAGUUUGUUCUCCAUUCUAGGUAGAAAAUACUUAAAUAAAAAUAUUACUAGAUCAUUAAUACUAUUGCAUGAAGCUUCCAUGUAUAGUAUAUAAAAAAUAACUUAGUUAGAAAUCAUAACCUAGAUAGCUCAUGGCUAUUUACAAGUGUAUGAUUUAACACAGUGAUUGGAAAAGCAGCACUGGAGGGUUCACUCGAUUAGGUUUAAACACUGGUCGUGAAUAAUAUCUAUAAAUUUAAUUUGUAAUUCUAAAAAAAAUCAAGGUUAAAUUAUUCUUGUGGCACAUUCCUCAACAGUUCUACCGUUUUCAAUUUUCCUGGGAAUCUGGGUGAGAAACGUAAUUUAAAAAGUCCACAUUGAUUCCUUACAUUUUCUGGUUAUUUGUAGUCUUAAAUUAUAACAGGGAACAAUUGAUUCUCAAACAAUCACUAAGAGGAAGAGAAAAACGGUUGCAGGUGCAACAUCAAAGGAAAGAUUGGGUAGAAAUGUUGGAAUGUUUCAUGAGGGUAUCUUGAAGCGAGUCUGAUAACGUGAUCAAACAAUGUGAUCAAAUAGUUGAGCAGCUGUAAAGCUGCGGUUUUAAAUAUUUGGAUGGACAAAAAUUAGAUACAUAUUUUCAUAAAAUACCUUCAUAUAUAUCAAGUUGUCAAACAGUUGUGUGAUUUCUGUAUUCCCAGGGCACUGUAAAAAUAUCAGUACCUGAUGAAAAUUUCCAUGAGAUCAAGUGGCACACCAUUCAGCUUUGUAUUUUUAAGUCAUAAAAUUAGCAAUAAAUGCCGUUUGUUUAUUUUA